CGAAUUCAUCCAUAUCGCAUUAUAUAUGUACAUCUUUGUGUAAACAAAACGGAGAGUUGACCUUGAGUGCAGCUUGCAUCUGGGAUUGGAAUGGAUACAAAGCCAGCCUCGAUGAGAAAAGUCAAAGUCAAGCCUAUGUUAGCACACGGAGUGCAUCCCAGAAGACGAGAAGAGAAAUGGAAGAGAGGGGAAGCAUCGGAAGGGACCGAGGGCAGCAGCAGGACGGGAAUGGGAGGGCCGUGGCCAUCGCCGACGGCGACGUGAUAGAGAUGGAGGCAGCGGCAGCGUCGACGGUCGCUUCUUCUGGGCAACAAGGCGAUGAUGCGGCCGGCGGCGUCCACGUCCAGGGGCCUAGGUGGAAGAGAUUUCUAGCAUACGUUGGACCAGGAUUUCUCAUCUCCAUGGCUUACCUGGAUCCUAGCAACUUGCAAACUGAUUUGCAGGCUGGAUACAGUCACAGAUAUGAGUUAUUAUGGGUACUCUUAUUAGGGUUCAUCUUUGUGUUGAUUAUACAGUCGUUGGCAGCGAAGCUUGGCAUCGUUACAGGAAGGCACCUCGCGGAGCUGUGUAUGAGUGAAUACCCCAAGCCUGUCAGGUACGGCCUAUGGUUUUUCGCCGAGCUAGGUGUGAUUGCUGCCACUAUACCAGGAGUUCUUGGAACUGCUUUAGCAUACAACAUGGUGCUUGAUCUUCCUUUCUGGGCUGGUGUACUGAUUUGUGCAGCAACUGUUAUACUGCUUCUCGGAUUACAAAGCUAUGGGGUCCGGAAAUUGGAGUUCAUGAUUGCAGUGUUUAUGCUCAUCAUGGCCUCUUGCUUCUUUAUAGAGCUGAGCCAUGUCAAUCCUCCAAUGAAUGAGUUAAUUGAAGGGUUAUUUAUCCCAAGACUUAAAGGACAUUAUGCUAUCUCAGAUGCAGUCGCACUGAUCAGUGCCCUUGUUGUACCGCACAAUCUCUUCCUACAUUCUUCUCUUGUUUCAUCAAGAAAAUUACCAUCAUCCUCUGAAGCAGUUAAGGAUGCAUCUGUGUUCUUCUUGCUAGAGAAUGCAUUCGCUUUGUUUCUUGCGCUCGUCAUAAAUGUUGCCAUUGUAUCACUCUCUGGAACUAUAUGUGCUGAUAAUCUUUCACUGGAUGAUACGAACACAUGCAGCAGUCUCACUUUAAAGUCAGCAUCCGUACUAUUCAAGAAUAUUUUGGGACGAUCAAGAUCAAUUUUUUAUGGUUUGGCAUUAUUAGCUUCUGGACAAAGCUGUGCAGUGGUUACCACCUACUCUGGGCAAUACAUUAUGCAGGGAUUCUCAGGGAUGAGGGUAUUCAUCAUAUACCUUUUUGCUCCCUGUCUCACCAUGGUGCCUACUUUGAUAAUUUGCGGCAUUGGUGGUGCUUUACGAGUUCGUCAACUUAUCAAUAUAGCAGCGGUCAUAUUGUCGUUUGUGCUGCCAUUUGCUCUCGUUCCUCUCCUCAAAUUCAGUAGCUGUUGCUCAAUGAUAGGACCAUACAAGAACUCAACAUGGAUCACGAGAAUAUCAUGGAUCCUGUCGUUGGUGAUCAUCGGCAUCAAUACUUAUUUCUUUUGUACUAGCUUCGUCAGUUGGCUUGUAUAUAGUGACCUACCAAGAUUUGCUAAAGCAAUAAUUAGCACCCUCGUCUUCCCUUUCAUGGCGGCCUAUAUUGCAGCGGUCAUUUACUUGGCUUUCAGAAAAGUUAGUACUAAUGCCGUACUCCCCUCCAGUUCAGUUUCUUGUGAGAUUGAAGUGGCAGAUGUGCCAAGACAAGACAACAAGGAUGAAGUUUUGGCUCUACAUUGCUAGAUUGAAAGAUUGGAUCCAGACCUUGUUUUGGAGACGGUAAUAUCUCGAUUUCUUCAAGAAUGAAGCCGUUUUCGGUGCAAUUAGUGCGAUCCAAAAAGUCCCUUGUAACUCUUCGAUGAACAAAGCAUCAACUAGUUCAUGUAUAGCAUAUCAUCACUCAAUGGAUGGCAUAUAUAGUGGGAAAUCAAUUACUGGUCUUUUAGUUACUCAAUUGUUUGUCAUGCACGUUCAAAUAGGCACCUAAUAUAAGGUAUUUCUUGUGAUGGCCUACUUGUGCAUAUAUUGUAUACUGAAAACUGCUAUAUGGUCUCUUCAGAAAUA
Messenger RNA from Triticum aestivum (bread wheat), 2129 nucleotides. RefSeq names its product metal transporter Nramp4. Gene Ontology annotation, biological process: iron ion transmembrane transport; manganese ion transport. Bases 177 to 1808 code for a protein of 543 amino acids. The transcript has 13 exons. Gene Ontology annotation, cellular component: plasma membrane. The record is from RefSeq and is a predicted model, not a curated record. NCBI's taxonomy places the organism in Eukaryota, Viridiplantae, Streptophyta, Magnoliopsida, Poales, Poaceae. Gene Ontology annotation, molecular function: manganese ion transmembrane transporter activity; cadmium ion transmembrane transporter activity.